This is a messenger RNA of Dreissena polymorpha, 2523 nucleotides long. RefSeq lists its product as uncharacterized. The transcript is spliced from 2 exons. The record is from RefSeq and is a predicted model, not a curated record. NCBI's taxonomy places the organism in Eukaryota, Metazoa, Mollusca, Bivalvia, Myida, Dreissenidae. Gene Ontology annotation, molecular function: DNA binding. Gene Ontology annotation, cellular component: nucleus. Bases 25 to 1956 code for a protein of 643 amino acids.
UAAUAGUAGAUUAACACUACUAGUAUGCCUCAUUCUCAUACUUUCGUGUCUUCUCAUUGGAUUCGUGCUCAUUUUAAUACGUCAUUAUCGCUGUCACCAAAUACUGCACGUGCCCGGUUUCUAUGCAUGUUGAUCGAGCUUUUACAACUGUUGUGUAUUUUGCCGUGGAAAAUGCGAUUUAAACAGCCGAACCCUACCAAAAUACCGGAUCAUAAAUAUCGUAGGUACAGUCCAGAAUCCCUCAAAAAUGCAUAUGCUGCGGUAAAGGAGAACGGGAUGCCAGUUAAAAGGGCUGCAUUGACAUAUAAUGUGCCAAUUCAAACAUUAAGAGAUCGUGUAAAAGGGAAAGUAGAUCCAUUUAAUAUUGGAUUGGGCUCCGAGUUAAUCUUUUCAAAAGAAGAGGAAACGGGUUUGGUGGAGCAUCUGGAGAGCAUGUCCCAGCUCGGAUAUGGUUACACCAAUGUACAGGUCCAGCACCUGGCUGGGGAACUGGCCGAACAUUUAGGGAAACGCCCUACCAACAAGCCAUUAAGUAUAAAUUGGUUGUAUGGCUUUCUAAAGAGAUGGACAGGCAGGCUCUCUUCCAUAAAACCACGCGCCCUGGAUAGUGGCCGUGCGAAAAACUCAACGCCGGAGAUCGUUGAAAGCUACUUCAAAAACCUCGGGGAAGUAGUGGAGAAACACAAUCUGACCGACAAACCUCAUCUCAUCUACAACAUAGAUGAAACCGGGAUUCAACCCGAACACAGGCCCCCUAAUGUCAUCGCUGCCACUGGCAGUAAGCCGCAGGCUGUUACCUCGCCCCGCUCAACAACCACGACAUUAAUCGCAUGCACUAACGCAGCCGGUAAUCAUAUACCACCAUUUUUCGUCUUCAAAGGGAAACGAAGCAACCCUGAACUAAUGAACGGCUCGUCACCUGGUUCGAAAUUCACAAUGUCCGAAAGUGGCUGGUCAAAUGCCGAAAUAUUCCAGCAUUAUUUGAAGGACCAUUUCCUCCCGAAUGUAUGCAGGGGUUCAACGGACCAAGCGCCGAUACUUGUCAUUUAUGACGGCCACUCCUCGCAUGUUUCCAGGCAACUUACUGAAUGGGCCAAAGCAGAGAAUAUCAUCCUCUUUGUUUUGCCUGCCCACACAUCGCACAUCCUGCAGCCUCUGGACGUGUCGAUUUUCGGCCCAUUCAAAUCAUAUUACUACCGUGAAUGUGCCAAGUUUAUGCAGGAGCACAUUGGUGAAACUGUCACGAAAUAUAUGAUGGCGAAAAUUGCUUGCAAAGCGUAUCUAAAGGCCAUGGUUCCAGCCAACAUAGUCGCAGGCUUCCGAAAAACUGGCAUUUUCCCAUGCUGCCCAGAGGUUGUUCCUGCAGAUAAGCUUUAUCCAAGCGAAGCCUUCCGAGAGACAUCACCCCUGUUCAAAAUUAUGGCAAUUAAAUCCGGAAAAGAAGCAGUUGAAAAGUACCUCUUGUUGAAGGCUGAAAAAAAGUUUACAUGCGUCUGCCAGGCCUCUAAGCAACCUAAAGCCAAAAACACAAAACCCAAGCCAGGGGGGAAGGCUAUUACAGAAGAAGCAUAUGCUGAGGAGCUGCAAACAUACGAUAAAGAAAACGCAACUCCCAGUACAUCAACAACCUCAACGCAUGCAACAACAACAUCGACGAAAAAAGGCAAAACCUGCAGAAAGCGCCUAUCGGAAUCUCAAUCCCAAAACAAGUCUACUGCCACAGCAAAAGACGCAUUGUGCAGUGAUUCUGAGAUGGAGUUCGAGCCGGAAGAAAAAGACCUGUGCUGCGUCUGCAGGAUGAUAUCGCCACCAAACCUGCCCGACUCGACGUUCUUAAAAAUCCUCACGUGGGGCGAGUGCGCCAUUUGCAGCCACUGGGUGCACCUAAAAUUCUGCACGAAAACGCGCGUUGUAAGGAGAAACGACCGUUUCGUAUGCCCUCAUUGUGAAGUUUAGUUGUGCAGCUAAUCAGACAUGGGUCAAUUGUGUUACUUACAAUGUUAAAAGUUUCGUUUAUAUAUGUUAUUUUUAAGUGUAAAAAGAAGAUUAAAUUUAAAACACAAUUAAUUAGUUGAUUAAAAUAAUUACAUACCUGCUCUCGGAUGGAAUAUUAUAUUAUAAAAUAAAACGCCAAUAUCGAGUUAUACACGUGCCAGUGUGUCGAAGAAAAUAGCCAUUUAAAUAUGUGAUUUAUAAGAAAAUUCCCCACAUGGUGCCCCAUUUAGAACGCGGUCAAGAAAGAGCACGAAUCCAAUGAGAAAAUUCUUCUGCAUGAUACAGAUCAUUGACCUUCACCUUAACGAGGUAAAUAUUUAGCAAAUAUGUAAACAAAUACUGUUUUCUUUGUGUUUCGUUUUAAUAUAGUAUUUUAAUGACGAAAUAAAAGUUAAACAAUGCUAAAAAUACCAGCCAGUGUAUGCGCAUGCGCGGUAAAAAUAGUUAAGAGGCACGAAAGGACGAGAAGAUAGCAUAGUAGAUUAAGCAUUGUUUAUUCCUUUUACAUUUUAUUUUAUCAAAAAUAUA